AUGGCAAUUAUCUUCAAGGUUCAAAGUGAUUCUAUCCAAAGUGUUAAUAAGAGUGUAAUCAGCAGUAUUUCGUCUAAAAAUAUAGUUGCGUAUAGUGUGAGUGAUGAAUUAGAUGCCGGCAGUCACAUCUAUGUGUGCGAUGUCAUAUCACCCUGGCAAAUAUAUAGUGUGACUAAUACGAAGAACCUUAUAAAAGUCCUGGAAUGGAAUAGCAGUGGAGAACUUUUACUGGCAGGUUAUAACAAUGGACUUGUUGAAAUAUGGUCUACAGAUAAGGUCCUUAAUAUCUGGUAUCAAGUAUAUAAAGUAAAUUUUCAUGGCGAGGACAUAAUAGCCGCAAAUUUCUUUCACAACGGAAAGAGUAUAUUUUUUCACUCUCAAAAGAAAGACUUACCAACAUAUGCUGACAAGUUUGAACGUUUGGAGUAUCGUCCGACGUUGGAACAUUUUGGAAGUGCCCCAGCUGAAGGCGUUGUCGUUAUUACCUCGUCGGGAUUAGUAGGUGCUUUUAUAACUCCACUUAAAAAAUUAAAUGAAACAAAUAACCAUACCAUCGAACUGAAAGGCGUUACUCAAAGUAUAGGUCUUUCUCGCUUUUACGUAUCGUUGUGCAGCAUGUCUCAUUGUUCUAGUGGUAAGCUUAAUGUUGCCCUAACAUACAGUUGUAGACCCAAAAUUGUUUACUGUUUUAAAGUGGCUUUAAAUAUGGAUAAUGACAAUUUGUUUCUAAAAUGUGAAGCUCUUCCUAGUAUAUUCUUUAAUGCUGUUAAUUACAAGCAAAUCUCACACAUGGGUUGGAUUUCUUCAAAUAAGGAAGACGUUCUAUAUAUCGGAUACAAUACUAUAGAGGGGAGUUUGCUCGAGCAAUGGCAUUUAAGCAAGAAACAUCAAGCCGUUCAUAAAUUACUCCAGAAAAAUAAAGGAGAUUUCGUUCAGAGUGAAACGUGGGAAAACAUUGCUAAGGUUCCUUUCGGAAUGGGUAUUGCAAAUGUAUGCAGUUCCAAACUUUUAACACAGACUACACAAAUAUUUGUAAUUUUAAAAGAUAAUACCAUACAAAUUGUUGAACCUGGUUUAAAGAAAGUGGCUUUGGUUAUAUCGGACCGAUUAAUGACUGAAGAUCGGUAUAGUCUCUGCAAAUUUGUGUCAGCAGACAUAACACAUAUGAAUCAAUUACUUGUUCUCUUCGAUAAUUAUGGUCAAAUGUACGCAAUGCAAGUAACAAAUCCGAUAGCAGACAAAAAUUACAAAUUGAACACAUUAUCUUUACAAACAUCGCUGUUGGAGUAUUGUAUAAUAACUGGCGUGGAUGCAAGUGAUAUACUUAUGUUAAAUUUAAGUAACUUGGAAAUACUUAUUGAAAAGCUAACAGAAAAUUUUACGAAACAAUCUACAAUAAUACGUCAUUUCUACUAUUCUAAUUUCUUGUGUAUGAAGAGCAAUAUGUGUAGAAUUCAAUCACGACAACAAGAUUUUGAUAAUUUAAUAAUUUUGCAUACCAUAUCCAUAACUUUCAAAAGUUUACUACGCCCGGCAGAUCUAAGUUGCCAGGAUAAGGGCCCUGGGGAUAAUUUAGCCAUGAUACUGCAGGAUCCUUCUACAGAUAUAGAUAAAGUAUUAUUCAGUUUAGAUGGCAAAGAUUUCGCUGUUGAGCCUAUAACAUUACAAAGUUUACAGCAACUCAUACAAUGGGUAUCUGAUUUGGCAUUAAAUAUUCUGAAAAAGCUUCCGAAUGAAGUUAUUAAAGCGAAGAUGAGUAAAAAACAAGGGUAUGACAUAAGCAGAGACAGCGUAGCUAUUAGUAGCAUAAGAGAGCUUUUGGUAAUGACGCGAAUAUGGGGUCUCUUAAAUCCACAAUGCUUACCCACAUAUACAAAGUCGGUCGAAAACAUUGAUGUUUUAGCUACCUUAUUUAGACUUCUAACCCGUUUGGCACAAAAUACUGCAGAACCUGAUGACUUUUUAUUAGAUGAAUGUAGUCUUUUAUCUACUCAAGUCCUCAUUCCUCAAAAACAGUUUAAUAAUCCAGCUACAUUAUUAAAUAAUCAUUUAUCACUUUAUAAAUCAUAUCCAUUUAUAUUUGUGGCAUCGACGGAGCCAAGUUGGUUGAAGGAUGUCAGUUAUGAAGAAGUUGUAUUUAUUAACGAUAUGAAAGAUGGUGUCAGUAAUUUGCACUUAGGAGCAAAAGUAAAUGCACUUAGACAUUGCAUAAGAUGUGGAUUGAUAAAUAGUUUACAAAAUGUAUCUAAAACAUCUGCUAUGAAAGCGUGGUGUCAAAGGUGGCUAUACUGCCAUUGUGGGGGUUAUUGGAAAAAAAUGUAAACAAUAAAUUGAAAGUUGAAUAAAAGAAUUUAUUAUUGACAAAAUUAAAAGUUGUUAUCUAUGUACCGAAUAAGAAA
Messenger RNA from Bactrocera dorsalis (oriental fruit fly), 2399 nucleotides. RefSeq names its product mediator of RNA polymerase II transcription subunit 16 (gene MED16). The record is from RefSeq and is a predicted model, not a curated record. Gene Ontology annotation, molecular function: protein binding. Gene Ontology annotation, biological process: positive regulation of DNA-templated transcription. NCBI's taxonomy places the organism in Eukaryota, Metazoa, Arthropoda, Insecta, Diptera, Tephritidae. The coding region runs from base 1 to 2322 and encodes 773 amino acids. The transcript has a single exon. Gene Ontology annotation, cellular component: mediator complex.